AUGCCCAAAUUGCAAUUUCAAGCUGCCUGUGAGCCCCCUGCAUUACCCCAGAGAGUGAAGAGAGGAAGUCCUCACUUUGAGUGGGGAGACAGGGGGCAGAGCAUGCAAAAAAUGUCUGUGGGCUCUGGGAAGAGGGGUAAUGGAGCAGCACCACCCAUGCCAUGGGCUGGGAUGAGUGCCAAUACCUUGCUAAUGCUGAAACAGAAAUCUGACAAAUCUCUCACCUCUUCUCCCAAGUCUUCAUUGAAUGCCGACGCCAAAGAAAUGGGGAAGAUUACCAAUACCAGUACAACCUGUAAGGCAAAUGUAGAUGAUCUUGCUAAGGAGCUGCACUGUCAACUGUGUCAUGAUUGGUUUAAUAAGCCUGUGAUGCUGCACUGCAGCCACAACUUUUGUAAAUCGUGCAUUGAAAAGGCAUGGAAGACUACUCAGAAAGCAGUAUGCCCUGAGUGCCUUGCCCUAUGCCCAGGCAAGAACUAUAUUCCCAAUUUAGUGCUGGAGAGACUCAUGAUCAGAAUCAAAGAUAUGCCUUUGCUCCAAGGUCAGCCUCUGUGCCAGGAGCAUGGUGAGAACUUGAAGCUAUUCAGUAAGCAAGAAGGGAAGCUGGCAUGCUUCCAGUGUAAGGAUGUUCGGCAUUCACAGGAAUUUUUACAGAUAAAUGAAGCUGUUCAUGUCUACUCGAGAAAGUUGGCUAUCAGUCAAGCUCAGGUGGAAGCAAGCUUGAAAGAACUGCAGAAGUUAAAAGGCGUGCAAGAGGAGGAAAUCUGUGCUCAUAAGGAAAACAAGCUACAGCUGCAGCAAAAUAUCUCUCUGGAGUUUCUAAAGCUUCACCAGUUCCUGAACAACAAAGAGAAGCAACUUCUGAAUGAGCUUCAGGAGAUGGGGAAUGCCCUGGAAAAUGAGAUGGAACAGAGUCUGAACCAGCUACAAGAACAAUGUGUCCUAGCUAAGGAAAUGUUGGUGGACAUCCAAGUCCAACUGGAACUGCAAAAUCCCUACGACUUCCUUGUAGACAUAACAGCCUUCUUAGGUAGCUUGGAAAAAGGAAUUGAAGUAUUAGCCCCAAGACACUUCAUUUCUGGGCAACUGAGCCUGGGCAAGUUCAAGGGCCCUAUCCAAUACAUGACAUGGAAGGAAAUGAGAUCCAUCCUCACUCCAGACAUUAGUCUGAUAACUCUGGACCCCAGAACGGCUCACCCAAAUUUGGUGAUAUCAGAUGAUCAAACCAGUGUAUGGCAUGGUGACAUCAAGCAGAUGAUUCCUGACAAUCCAGAGAGGUUUGACUCAAGUGUGGCUGUGCUUGGUUCAGAAGGCUUCACCUCAGGAAAAUGGUACUGGGAGGUAGAAGUAGCCAAGAAAACCAAAUGGACAGUGGGAGUGGUCAGAGAGUCAAUCAACCGGAAGGGCUGUUGUCCUUUGACUCCUAUGGAUGGGUUUUGGCUCCUCCGGCUAAGGAACCAGGUUGAGCUAAAGGCCCUAGAUGUACCUUCCUUCAGUAUGGUGCUGAAAUGCAAACUCAACAGAGUGGGAAUAUAUUUGGAUUAUGACGGGGGACAGGUGUCCUUUUAUAAUGCUGAAGAGCUGUGUCACAUUUAUACCUUCAGCAGUACCUUUACUGAGAAAAUAUUCCCUUACUUCUGCCCCUGCCUGAAUGAUUCUGGAGAUAACUUAGAGCCACUGAGCAUCAUUCACCCUAUAACUUAG
Molecule: messenger RNA, 1704 nt
Organism: Gracilinanus agilis (Agile Gracile Mouse Opossum)
Lineage: Eukaryota; Metazoa; Chordata; Mammalia; Didelphimorphia; Didelphidae
Gene: TRIM69
Product: tripartite motif containing 69
Exons: 7
Coding region: 1-1704 (567 amino acids)
Molecular function (GO): protein binding
Source: RefSeq, a predicted model, not a curated record